CCUCUCUCAACCUUCAGUUGAGAACAAAACAAUGAAGUGCCUUUGGUUUUCAGUUUUAUUUGUUACACUUUAUGUUACAUUUUCUUCUGCUGUUCCACUGCUUUCAGAAAUAGAGAAAAAUGAAAAGGACUGGCAAUUUGCAGAGACAUAUUUGAACAGAUUUUACAAGCUUGAAGACAGAUCACCAAAGUUUGCGAAAAAAAUGGAAAACUAUGUAUCAAAGAGUUCCCUAUCAGAUAAGAUUAAGAAAAUGCAAGAAUUUUUUGGCCUUAAGGUAACUGGAAAUCUGGAUUCUGCAACAAUGGAAGUAAUGGAAAAGCCUCGAUGUGGAGUCCCUGACGUUGCUGAAUACAAUCUCUUUCCUAGGAAGAUUAAAUGGAAGAAAAAUAAUAUCUCAUACAGAAUUGUAAACUAUACACCAGACAUUUCACCUGCGGAUGUGAAUACAACAAUUAAGAAUGCCUUUAAGAUUUGGAGUGAUGUCACACCUUUAAACUUCACAAAAAUCUACGAAGGAGAAGCUGAUAUCAUGAUUGCUUUCGGGGCUCAAGAACACGGUGAUAAUUAUCCCUUUGAUGGACCUGAUGGAUUAUUGGCCCAUGCUUUUCCCCCUGCAGCUGGCAUUGGAGGGGAUACUCACUUCGAUGAAGAUGAGACCUGGACAAUGGGACCGAAUGGCUAUAACCUGUUCCUUGUGGCUGCCCAUGAAUUUGGCCACGCACUGGGACUCGCUCACUCUCGUGAUCCAGGUGCAUUAAUGUACCCGACCUAUUCAUACACCAGUAUGGAUGAGUUCCGCCUUUCUUGGGAUGAUGUCAAGGGAAUCCAGGCUCUGUAUGGUAAAUCAAAUGAAGUCAAUCCAAGCCCCAAACCACCACCACCACGGACCCCAGAGAAAUGUGAUCCAAACUUGUCCUUUAAUGCAGUUGCUGGGCUUCGGGGAGAAAUGAUGUUUUUCAAAGACAGGUUUUUCUGGAGAAGAAAUGCACAACUGCCUGAGGUUGAUUUGACUUUAAUUAGAUCAUUCUGGCCAAAGUUACCUGCACGGAUCGAUGCUGCGUAUGAAAAUCGGGAGAGGGAUUUCCUGGUUGUUUUUAAAGGAAACAAAUAUUGGGCCAUCAAUGGCUACAAUAUCAUGCCAGGUUAUCCAAAGUACAUCUACCAAUUGGGUAUUCCAAAAUCCAUCAGGAAAAUCGAUGCAGCUGCUCAUAUUGAGGAGACAUCAAAGACACUGUUCUUUGCAGGAGACCAGUACUGGAGUUAUGAUGAAGCCAAAAGAGUCAUGGAUGAAGGUUACCCACGCCUGAUAGCAGAUGACUGGCCAGGAAUCUCAGGGAGAGUGGAUGCAGUAUUUGCACAGCGUGGGUAUAUUUAUUUUUUCCGUGGACCAAAUCAGUUCCCGUUCAACAUCAGACAGCAGCAAAUGGUUUCAAUACAGAGAAUCAAUCAAUGGCUGGGCUGUUAG
This is a messenger RNA of Rhincodon typus (whale shark), 1465 nucleotides long. RefSeq names its product collagenase 3. NCBI's taxonomy places the organism in Eukaryota, Metazoa, Chordata, Chondrichthyes, Orectolobiformes, Rhincodontidae. The transcript has 10 exons. Gene Ontology annotation, molecular function: metalloendopeptidase activity; zinc ion binding. Gene Ontology annotation, cellular component: extracellular matrix. Gene Ontology annotation, biological process: extracellular matrix organization; proteolysis; collagen catabolic process. The record is from RefSeq and is a predicted model, not a curated record. The coding region runs from base 32 to 1465 and encodes 477 amino acids.